Onychostoma macrolepis is the source of this 2102-nucleotide messenger RNA. RefSeq names its product interferon-inducible GTPase 5-like. The transcript has 2 exons. Gene Ontology annotation, molecular function: GTP binding. The record is from RefSeq and is a predicted model, not a curated record. Bases 43 to 1293 code for a protein of 416 amino acids. Gene Ontology annotation, cellular component: membrane. Lineage: Eukaryota; Metazoa; Chordata; Actinopteri; Cypriniformes; Cyprinidae.
GUCACACGAGUCGGUGUGCUUCGAGAAGUUCAAGUUUAAAACAUGGAAAGUCAAGACCCUGCUGUUGUUGAGGCAGUAAAGGCAUCAGGCGAGUCCACCCUGGAAAAGGCCACAGCAAAAGCUAAAGAAACAUUUGACCAGUUAAUGAAUGUCUCACUUAACAUUGCUGUGACUGGAAGAACAGGAUCUGGGAAAUCCACCUUCAUAAAUGCACUUAGAGGUCUGAACAAAGAUGUGAAUGAUGAUGAUGAUGAUGAUGAUGCUGAUUAUGAUGAUGAUGAUGGUAAUGAUGAUGAUGAUGAUGAUGAUGAUGAUGAUGACGAAGAUGAUGGAGCAGCACAUACUGGAGUCACAGAAACUACAAUGAAGCUCACCAUGUAUGAGCAUCCUGCAGUGCCAAAUGUGAAAAUCUGGGACCUGCCUGGAAUAGGAAGUCCAAAAUUCAAAGCAAAUAAAUACAUGAAAGAUGUCAAAUUUGACACCUAUGAUUUCUUCAUUAUAAUUAAUUCAGAGAGGUUUACAGAGAAUGAUGUUAUGUUGGCUAAAGAAAUAAAAAAACGGAAGAAAAACUUUUACUUCAUUCGCUCCAAGAUUGACAAUGACAUCAGAGCAGAGAAAAAGAAAAGAAGAUUCAAUAAGAAAAAAAUUCUUAACAAAAUAAGAGAGGACUGUCAGAUAAAUUUGAAAGAACUGGGAGACCCCAAAGUAUUCUUGAUAUCAUCUUUUGAAUUGGAGAAAUAUGAUUUUGAAAGACUUCAAAACACUCUGGAAGAAGAGCUUCCAGAACACAAGAGAUCUGCUCUUCUACAAGCCUGGCCAGUGUGCUCUGCUGAGUCUCUCGAGAAGAAGAUCAAGAUGUUUAAAGGGAUGAUCUGGGCCGUAUCUUUCACCUCUGCUGGUGUAGCAGUCAUCCCUGUGCCUGGUGUGUCGGCAGCAUGUGAUGCAAGCAUGGUUGUGCUUUUCCUCACAAGGUGCUACUAUGCAUUUGGUUUGGAUGAAAAAUCACUGACAAGGCUUUCAGAAAAAGUGAACAAUCCCCACCUGAAAGAUCUGGCCAAAUCAAAGUUUGUUACUGCCAUCAAAGAAAAAGCUUUGACCAGAAUUCAAGUCUCUGCUGCGCUUGCUACCGUUGCUACAGCUGAGUUUUUCUUGAGUCUCGUUCCAGGUGUAGGCAGUGCUGCUGCUGCAGGAAUAUCCUUCGGUACUACGUAUUACCUCCUGAGAGAAGGAUUAAAUGAUCUGGCAAAUACGGCUCGAGAAAUCAGAAAAGAAGCUGGUGUGGACAAAAUAUAAUGACUCCUAAAACAGUGGUUUUUAAUUCUGGUCCUGGGGUUCAUUGACUUAUAGAGCGUGAAUGCAAUUUCCACUUCUGUACACAUUUAUGCAAAAGCAAUAUGAUGUGUAAGAAAGCCAAUCACCUCAGUGUGUUCUCAAGAAUAUUUUUUUAUGUUAGAUGUUCUUUUAGAAAUAUGAAAAACGUCUACCAAAUCAAAAUCAUAUGGUCCAACCAUGCUGAAAUACAACCAGAGAUUAUAUCACAAGGAGGACCCCAGCAGAACAUUGUGACUGUGUGUCUAGGUUAAUAAGUAAAGAAAAUUAUCAAAUAAACUUACCUUUCUACACUGCAAUUUCUGAAGCUAUAAAUAAAACAAAGAUUAGGAGUACAUUUUGCAAGAAAAUAUUAGACUAUACUACUGCUAUCCUACAAUACUUCAAACCUUCACAUCAUUUAAUGUUUUCUAAAAAUGGUAUAAAAGUUUAAACACUGUAUGAAACCAACAUAGUUAUAGUUACAAACAUGUAAUUACAGUAUAUACUAUACUCACCUUGCCUUUGUCCAUCCUCCAUCUUGUCCAGAAAAUCUGAAAAUAUCUCUGCUCCAAGUUAAGAAACCUCACCCUUAAAAGUGUCCAUGAGUUAUGUGAUGACACUAGGAACACAUGCGAGUCCAGUUUCUUCUCCUUCAGAUAUUUCUCACAGUCUUGUCUCAUUUGAUCCAAUGCAUGUAUUUUAGAGAAUUUGUUUUUCUUUCUAUGUGCAUCAUCAAUUUUUGUUCUAAUUAAAUAAAAUGGCUUCUUUCGUUGCUCAAUUUCAUCAAUCAA